This is a messenger RNA of Colletotrichum lupini, 3831 nucleotides long. RefSeq names its product cytosine-specific methyltransferase. Gene Ontology annotation, molecular function: methyltransferase activity; chromatin binding. The coding region runs from base 1 to 3831 and encodes 1276 amino acids. The record is from RefSeq and is a predicted model, not a curated record. Lineage: Eukaryota; Fungi; Ascomycota; Sordariomycetes; Glomerellales; Glomerellaceae. Gene Ontology annotation, cellular component: nucleus. The transcript is spliced from 2 exons.
AUGCCUCCUCCGCUUAUUGAGGAAGAGGAAGAGGAAGAGGAAAUGGGGGAUUUUGAUGGCGGUCUCCCUCACAAUUGGGAGGAUGACUUGGAUCUACUUGCGGACCCUUUCUUCAAUGCUUACGACAACAACGAAAUACCUGACUUUGAGGAUCGCGUGCCUUUUCAAGGUCUGGGAGCAUUAGCACCGCCACCCUUCGUCGAUAAUGAAUUGUCCGCACCACCUAUCCCUGGAUCGCCGAUGCUGGUCGACGCGGUACCAGAAGCCCCGUUACAGGAGCAGCCGGUGUAUGACGAAGAUGGCAAAAAAAUAGGCACUAUUCUACCUGCGAUAACUAGCACACCUCGGCGGAACAUAUCAGUCGAUAUUCCUUCCAGCACUCUCACCAGGCCGGCGAGUCUUUACCAAGGCGAAGAGCAGCGACCUAGCGAACGAGAAUGGGUAGCGGUUCGGUCUUUGCUCCAAGAGAUACAGCAGAACAGCGACAAUGGAGAUCAAAACUUCAUUGAGUUCGAGAUCGAUGACUUCGCCGUGUACAUUGACGCUACGGUACCGGGUGGCAACAUGAAGCUUUACGAGGAGAAACGGUAUCCCUGCGAGAUGCGUCCCCUGCAACAUCUGAGUAUUCAGACCGCUUGCACUCAGAUGUAUGUCGACGGUGUCUUGUCUGUGGGAGAGAGGCAAUUCUUUGUUAGGCAAAUUCCAUUCAACGAAUUGCCUAUCGGCAACUACGGAAUAUCCGAGGCCACAGUCGGCUCUGAAAUCUGGAUACGCUCCAAAUACAACGUUGCCAUCGCCAAAGGAGAAGGUCCAGAUGUGUAUUAUCGGCUUGGAAGCCCAGCUCCCGAGUACCGACGCUACUACGCCGGGUUUACUUGGGUUGCAGAUCUGGCUAAGCACGUGGUGGACUAUCUCUCCGCUGCUAUAGACCAAAGCCGUCGUGUCACAUUCCGGGACUUUCGAUCCGACUUCUCACGAUGGCUUGCAGAUACGCAUGGUCACUCGAAUGCUUUCUCCAAAUGGCGGAGGCAAUACUCCGGAGAGGACUUCUGCACAGCAAUUGUACCAAAUGUCCAGUUCAUCUAUAAGGAAGCCUACGGAGUCCUUGGACACCGAGCUACAACUAUCUAUCUCUGGAGAGAGAUUCGCGACUUCACUGCGUUCACCGAUAGCCAGGAGAAGAUGCUCAAGACCGGUGGAAGCGACGCUGACACGCCACAAACUUCACCGUCGCCAACACCAAAGCCUCCAAAAACGUGCCAGCCCGCUGACAUACCCAGAACAGUAGUAACCCCUUACGUUAACGACCUCUUCCAUCAUCUACCCUGUGGACCGAUGAUGGAGGCAACUAGUCCGACCGCAAGGGUGGGAAAGCUCCGAAGGGGCGUCAUUCGAGGCCUGGGCUUGGAGGAGGCUACAAGAGUUCACACAGCAGCCAAGGACAUAGUUGAGAAGACCGGACAGGAAGUACGAGUCGGAGAUGUGAUUUCCACGCAUAGAGACGACAACGAAGACUAUUGGGUUCGAGAAGCCGCUUCUGGCUUCAAUGAUGUCGACUGCUGGUUUGGACUUGUCCAAAAAGUCCACGAUGUCCACAAUUCACGGCAGAAGAGCUUCGAUGUCAUUUGGAUCUACACGCCGACGCAUACACUCUGCGGCACUAUGAGAUAUCCGUGGAACAACGAACUUUUCCUUUCCGACCACUGUACCUGCGGCGACGCUGCCGUCGGAAAGAUCAAGGAGGAUGAGGUAUUGGCCGUCCACAAAGUAGACUGGGGAGGCUCGUCUGGAACCGACGCAGAGUUCUUUUGUCGCCAGACGUACCUCCACGAAGAGAGAAAAUGGAUCACAUUCAGAGAGCAACACCUGCGAUGCCCUCACCGCCAAGCAAGACCAGGAUUUCCUUAUCUAGCAGGAGACACUCUGUUGGUGAGCCUAGAGCCAGGUAACGACGCUACAGUCGAGCCCUGCGAGUUGGUAGCUCUCCCCGACGCCGAAGGCGAAGUAACGUUUCGCCGCCUGGAGCGCAGACAUCGCCUGCAGCCCGACAUGAAUGUUUCACCCAACGAAAUUGUCUACACUGACGAAGAGUUUACUCUUGGACAGGAAAACAUCCACGGAAGAUGUCUCGUCCGAGUCUUCCGCCCUGACGAAAAUAUACCACCACCAUAUGAUCGUAACGGGGUGGGUAAUGCAUUCUUCAUAACGCAGCGAUGGCGAGAUGGUGUUAUGAUUUCCAUUGAGGAUGCUCCCAUACCGCUCAGGCAGGGAUUUGAUCCCAGAAAGCAGUUCUACAAGCUUCGUGGCUUCGAUCUCUUCUGUGGAGGUGGAAAUUUCGGUCGCGGUCUUGAAGAAGGCGGGGCGAUAGAGAUGAACUGGGCCAACGACAUCAACAUUAAGGCCAUCCAUACUUACAUGGCCAAUGCUACUAAUGUCGUACAUCCUUUCGCUGGAUCGAUUGACGACCUCCAACGACUUGCCCUGCAAGGGAAAUUUAGUGAAAGGGUACCUGAGAUCGGAAUGGUUGACUUCAUUUCGGGUGGGAGUCCAUGCCCUGGCUUCUCACGCUUGACCAUUGACAAGGCCACUCCUGAGCAACGCAAAAAUCAGUCAUUAGUGGCAGCAUUUGCUUCGUUCGUUGACACGUACCGACCUCGCUAUGGCCUGCUUGAGAACGUCAUGGAGAUCCUCCAGCCCAAGGGGCGCCGAGGCGAGGAUGUGUUCAGCCAGUUGAUUUGCGCCCUCGUCGGGCUCGGAUACCAGGCUGAGGUCUUCUUGUUAGAUGCCUGGAAUUAUGGAUCACCACAAAGCCGCAGUCGAGUUUUCUUAUGCUUUGCUGCGCCUGGUCUGGCUCUUCCCGAGAUGCCUCUCCACUCUCAUUCUCAUUAUACGGCUAAGAUCCGCAGUCGAGGAUUGGGAUGGAUUCCCAACGGGAAGUCAAUGGUCGACCGGCUGACAAUGCCCACCCCGUUCAAGUUUGUCAGUGCACGAGAGGCGACGACUGAUUUGCCUGACAUCAUGGAUGGAAAGGCAGACUGCUGUAUCAGCUUUCCCGACCACAGAGUCGCCGUCGGUGUCACUAAAAGACUACGCACACAGAUGGGUGUUAUCCCAAUGCACCCAUACGGAAUGAAUUUCCGCAAGACUUGGAACAAAGGGAAGGGAGUCAUGACCGUGGCCGAGAGGAGCCUCUUCCCGGAGAAAGGUGAGAGGGUUAAUGAGCUUAUAUCUAACUCUUGGGGACGAGCUUUACCAGGCAAGGUCAUGCCUACGAUUACGACGACUCCCGCACCUACAGAUGCCCGCGUGGGAUUCAUCAUGCAUUGGGAACAGGAUCGCGUUUUGACGAUCAUGGAAGCCCGGCGUGCGCAAGGCUUCCGAGACCACGAAGUCCUCCUUGGGGCACCCAAAGACCAAUGGAAAGUCGUUGGGAACAGUGUGGCUAGGGGGGUGUCAUUAGCCUUGGGUCUGUCCUUUCGCCAGGCAUGGUUGGGGUCUCUGAUCGAUGGAGAUGAAGUCGCACCAAAAGUCCAAAUCGCACAGGACGUCUCCGAUGAUGUGCAGAUGAUGGACACGCCGCCUCUGGCAGAAUCGCGCACGAGCAUCUCCGAUUCUGCAUCACCAGCGUCAUCGUUGAGUCGCGCCGUCCCUGCGAAGCGUCCUCUAGGAAGCACACUUUUGGUUGAGCGAUUCACGUCGAAGAUGACGAAGUCGAGCCGGACACAGACAUCAAGCGGUAGCAGAAGCACAGUCGAGGUGGAGGAUAAAGUCCAGGCCGAAGCGACGACGUCGUUGGUGACCUCGGACAUUGAGAUCAUUGAGAUUGACUAG